Molecule: messenger RNA, 1179 nt
Organism: Peronospora matthiolae
Lineage: Eukaryota; Oomycota; Peronosporomycetes; Peronosporales; Peronosporaceae
Source: the annotation of a GenBank genome assembly
AUGAGCGCGACGCCAACGUCCGACCCUGGCGACAGCUCCGAGCGCGACGCUUUGCUUGCCCCAGACGCGCUGCCAGUGCACACUGCCCGCCAGAAUUCAUGCCCUAACGUUAAGCAGCGAAGCUCUACCUUCGACUGGCUUCUGGGUGUCUCGUUUCUAUUGAUUGUCGCGCUCAUUUGGACGUUUGCCAGCGUCUUGGUGCAGUACAUUUUCCACACAUUGAGCUUCCAGGGCCCUUUCUUUCUCACGUACAUCGGCAUGUCACUAUUCUCCGUCAACUUGCCACUAUGGUACAUGUCCCAGUUGCUGCUGCCAAGACUGAAGGCGUGGGUCCGAGGUGUGCCGAUAGCACGCGGUACAUUCCGUCACACUGAACUGCUGCGACGCUCGGGGACACAAGCCAGCUAUGGCCAGAUCUUCUGUAUGAGUGCAGUCGUCUCUCCGCUCUGGUUCAUUGCCAAUGUCACGUACAAUGAGAGCCUGAACCUCACGAGUGUCUCCAGUAGCACGAUCGUGAGCUCCACGUCGACGGUGUUUACGUUUCUACUAAGUGUCGUGGCUUUGAAGGAACCUUUUGUCUGGACAAAACUAGCAGGUGUCGUGCUUUGUAUGGCGGGGAACGUCUCGACGAUUAUGAAUGACAAAGGGACACAUGAAGGCACGGACCAUGUGCUCGGAGAUCUCGUGGCACUUUUUGCGGCCUUUAUGUAUGGCGUAUACACGACUGCGAUCCGUCGCUUGAUACCAGACGAAGAAAGCGUGAGCAUCUCGCUGUUUUUUGGCUUUAUCGGCGUCAUCAACAUGGUGUGUUUGCUGCCCAUCGUCGUGGUCUUGCACUAUUCGGGCAUUGAGUCGCUCAGUGGCUUAUCACUUGAGAUUGUGCUUCUCAUCAGUGUGAAGGGCCUCUUUGAUAACGUGCUGUCUGACUACCUCUGGGCGCGUGCCGUGCUGCUUACAUCACCCACUGUGGCUACUGUUGGGCUUUCGCUGACAGUUCCGAUGGCCAUCGUGGCUGACUUUUGGUGCCACGGCAUGCUGCCGACAUAUGUGACGUUAGUUGCCUCAGCGCUCGUUAUCUCUGGUUUUGUGCUGAUCAACAUUGGCACGAAGCAAAAGCAGCAUGAGUACCACCCUCAGCGUUCUACGGACUGCUCUGUGAAGGCUUCUGGAUCACGCUAG